Sycon ciliatum is the source of this 807-nucleotide messenger RNA. RefSeq lists its product as uncharacterized. The coding region runs from base 481 to 807 and encodes 108 amino acids. The record is from RefSeq and is a predicted model, not a curated record. Lineage: Eukaryota; Metazoa; Porifera; Calcarea; Leucosolenida; Sycettidae. The transcript is spliced from 5 exons.
UUCACCGUUGUUUUCCAGUCUAGCAGUGUUCUUUUCCUUGCGUUUAGUUCCGUUCUUUCGACAACCCAUCGACACAUUCAGCUGUUCUUGCUACAAAUCGCCUACUGCUAGAGCAGCAUGUACGUUUCAACAUUUCAACAGCAAUGAGAAGAGCGUUGAAGGCCUACCGAAGGCGGAGGUGAUCGAUCAAAUUCCUUUUUUGUUUUUGUUUUUUGUUUUUCCUUUAUGUGCGAACAAACGGUUUCCAAACUUAGCGCGAAGCCUGCCUGGCGGACAGAUUUGGCAGAAGUUUGCCGUGCUAGUGUUUUGUGUCUGUGUAUUGGGUUGUGUGUUACUCAUUAGAUUAGCUGCAGACUUCUAUCAACAUGUUUGUGUACCGGCGCCAUUGCAUAGGAGAGAAGCGGAGGGAUCAAGUUGCAGCGAGGACGGCGACGAGAAGCAAACGGCAAAGAACUCGAUUAGCUGCAGACUUCUAGCAACAUGUUUGUGUACCGGCGCCAUUGCAUAGGAGAGAAGCGGAGGGAUCAAGUUGCAGCGAGGACGGCGACGAGAAGCAAACGGCAAAGAACUCGAUUAGCUGCAGACUUCUAUCAACAUGUUUGUGUACCGGCGCCAUUGCAUAGGAGAGAAGCGGAGGGAUCAAGUUGCAGCGAGGACGGCGACGAGAAGCAAACGGCAAAGAACUCGAUUAGCUGCAGACUUCUAUCAACAUGUUUGUGUACCGGCGCCAUUGCAUUGGAGAGAAGCGGAGGGAUCAAGUUGCAGCGAGGACGGCGACGAGAAGCAAACGGCAAAGAACUCGAUUAG